CGGCCCCCGGUCCCUGGCCCGGCCUCUGCCAGUCUGCUUCGCGGCGCGGGCGGCUCCGGAGGUCUUAGCGAGCGCGGCGCGGUAACAAGUGGGCGAGGAUGCCGUACGAGAUCAAGAAGGUGUUCGCCAGCCUCCCCCAGGUGGAGAGGGGCGUCUCCAAAAUCAUUGGCGGAGACCCCAAGGGCAACAAUUUUCUUUACACCAAUGGAAAGUGCGUCAUUCUAAGGAACAUCGACAACCCAGCCCUUGCUGACAUCUACACGGAGCACGCCCAUCAGGUCGUGGUGGCCAAGUAUGCACCCAGCGGGUUCUACAUCGCCUCCGGAGAUGUAUCUGGAAAGCUGAGGAUCUGGGAUACCACGCAGAAGGAGCACCUCUUAAAGUAUGAGUAUCAGCCUUUCGCUGGGAAGAUCAAGGACAUUGCUUGGACAGAAGACAGUAAGAGGAUCGCAGUGGUCGGGGAAGGAAGGGAGAAGUUUGGAGCUGUCUUCCUGUGGGACAGUGGCUCUUCCGUGGGCGAGAUCACGGGACACAACAAAGUCAUCAACAGUGUGGACAUCAAGCAGAGCAGACCCUACCGGCUGGCCACGGGCAGUGACGAUAACUGUGCCGCAUUCUUUGAGGGGCCACCAUUCAAGUUCAAGUUCACAAUUGGCGACCACAGCCGCUUUGUCAACUGUGUGCGAUUCUCUCCUGAUGGGAACAGAUUUGCUACAGCCAGCGCCGAUGGGCAGAUCUACAUCUACGAUGGAAAGACGGGAGAGAAAGUGUGUGCCCUGGGAGGUGGCAAGGCUCAUGACGGAGGCAUUUACGCUAUCAGUUGGAGCCCUGAUAGCACCCAUUUGCUUUCUGCUUCCGGAGACAAAACCUCGAAGAUUUGGGAUGUCAGUGUGAACUCUGUCGUCAAUACGUUUACAAUGGGCUCCACCGUUCUGGACCAGCAGCUGGGCUGCUUGUGGCAGAAGGACCACCUCCUCAGCAUCUCCCUGUCUGGGUACAUCAACUACCUAGACAAAAACAACCCCAGCAAACCCCUGCGGGUCAUCAAGGGUCACAGCAAAUCCAUCCAGUGUCUGACAGUGCACAAAAACGGUGGCAAGUCCUAUAUCUACUCCGGGAGCCACGAUGGACACAUUAAUUACUGGGAUUCAGAGACAGGGGAGAACGACUCUUUUGCCGGAAAGGGCCACACGAACCAGGUGUCCAGGAUGACGGUGGACGAGUCUGGGCAGUUGGUGAGCUGCAGCAUGGACGACACAGUGCGCUAUACCAGCCUCAUGCUGAGGGACUACAGCGGGCAGGGAGUUGUGAAGAUGGACGUCCAACCCAAGUGCGUGGCUGUGGGCCCCGGAGGCUAUGCCGUGGUCGUCUGCAUCGGGCAGAUUGUCCUGCUCAAGGACCAGAAAAAGUGCUUCAGCAUCGACAGCCCUGGCUAUGAGCCGGAAGUGGUGGCAGUACACCCCAGUGGUGACACAGUGGCCGUCGGGGGCACGGACGGAAAUGUUCGCUUGUACUCCAUCCUGGGCACCACACUGAAGGACGAGGGCAAGCUCCUGGAGGCCAAGGGCCCCGUGACUGAUGUGGCAUAUUCCCAUGAUGGCGCCUUCCUCGCUGUGUGCGAUGCCAGCAAAGUGGUCACAGUCUUCAGCGUUGCUGAUGGCUACUCGGAGAACAAUGUUUUUUACGGACACCACGCGAAGAUCGUCUGCCUGGCCUGGUCACCAGACAACGAGCACUUUGCCUCUGGUGGCAUGGACAUGAUGGUGUACGUCUGGACCCUGAGUGACCCCGAGACCAGGGUCAAGAUCCAAGAUGCGCACCGACUUCACCACGUCAGUAGCCUGGCCUGGCUGGACGAGCACACGCUGGUCACAACGUCUCAUGACGCCUCUGUCAAAGAGUGGACAAUCACCUACUGAGGACCCCCUCCGUUGGACGGACCGAAUCAGGGACUAGAGCUUACGCAGCCGAACACGUCAUUUCUCCCAGUCUCUCUGCCAUGCGCCCCCACGUCCCCGCCCGCUCAGGAGGGGGGGCCUUACCGCGCGCGUACCCUCGGCUCUCCGCAGGGUGUCCGUACCUGUACACGUCCUUCCGAAAGCUUUAGACAGUGACAGUUUGCACAUGAAAAAUAAAGCAAGCACUUAAACAA
This is a messenger RNA of Enhydra lutris kenyoni (northern sea otter), 2152 nucleotides long. RefSeq names its product WD repeat domain 1. Gene Ontology annotation, biological process: sarcomere organization; locomotion; positive regulation of actin filament depolymerization. Gene Ontology annotation, cellular component: cortical actin cytoskeleton. The coding region runs from base 99 to 1919 and encodes 606 amino acids. Gene Ontology annotation, molecular function: actin filament binding. NCBI's taxonomy places the organism in Eukaryota, Metazoa, Chordata, Mammalia, Carnivora, Mustelidae. The record is from RefSeq and is a predicted model, not a curated record. The transcript has 15 exons.